Sorghum bicolor (sorghum) is the source of this 779-nucleotide messenger RNA. Its product is annotated as protein GLUTAMINE DUMPER 6. Bases 242 to 610 code for a protein of 122 amino acids. The transcript has 2 exons. The record is from RefSeq and is a predicted model, not a curated record. NCBI's taxonomy places the organism in Eukaryota, Viridiplantae, Streptophyta, Magnoliopsida, Poales, Poaceae. Gene Ontology annotation, biological process: regulation of amino acid export.
CUCCAUACAUUUCCCCGGCCGGUUUCAUGGCAUCGUAGCUGCCCUCCCCUCUCCUGUCUUCCGUCCGGCAACUUGGCUACCGCCACCGCAGCAUCACCACAGCUCCUGAAUCCUGACGAUGAUGGCCUGACAAGGAGAGGCAGCAGGCGAAGCAAGCAGAUCGUCGUCGUGGUUUCUCUCCGCGCUGACAUCGAAGCAAAGUCACAAGGAGAUCGAGAGGAAGGUAGAGGCCUAGAGAGAGAUGAGUUUGGAGGGAGCUGCAGGUGUGCCGCAGGCGAUGAGCCUGUGGAGGACGCCGACCCCGUACAUCUUGCUGGUCAUCGGGUCCAUGAUGUUCCUCAUCGCGCUUGUGCUGCUCGUGCUCAUCUGCGCGCGAAACAGUCGUCGCUCCUCGCGGCGGCGCGGGUCGUCGGACGACGACGACGAGGAGGCGCCCAGCUCCGCGCGGAUGCCGGUGCUCAAGCCGCUCGACAGGGAGCCCAAGGUCGCCGUCAUCAUGGCCGGCGAACGCGCGCCGUCAUUCCUCGCCAGCGCCAAGCCGCUCCCGCUCGCCUGGGGCGCUGACGAGGCUGGCGGCGGCGGCGGCGCAGGCGCCGUACCGUACGUGUAGCCGGCCGGGCGCUGGACGACGCGAGCGAAUCUGGUGGUGACGUGGAGCACUUAAGUCACCUUGUCGGGAGAUACUGUUUCUUUUUUUUUUCCUCAUUUCAUCGGAGUUUCCGCGGUGUGUGUGCCCGUCGAACGCACCUGUUUCACUGUUAAUUUGUAGUAUCGGCAAC